CACACACACACACACACCACAUAAACACUGACUACGCACACGCGCACACAGAACAGCACAACAUUCUUGAGAAACACCAGCUGCCAACUGACAAGAGGGAGCCAUUCUCCAGCCACCCAGCUUGUGAGUGUUGUUCCUGUUGCCUGCUGGCCGCUGUGUCCACCCUGAUUGGUCCCGUUUGAGAGCCUCCACUCCUCGGCACGCGUAGGGUCACGUGAUGUCACUGGCAGGUCCCGCCCUCGCCCUGCUGGCCUUCCUCUGCGCCCCGGGCCUCAGCCUGGGGUGCUUCUGCGACCACUACCCCUGGAGCGCGUGGACCGCCUGCUCCAAAACCUGCAACUACGGCACGCAGAGCCGCCACAGGAGCAUCACGUACGACGCGUAUUACUGGAAGAACAUGUGCGAGCAGCUCUGUGAGAAGCAGGAGAGCCGGGCCUGCAACGUGGAGGCGUGUCCUCUUCACUGUCAGCUGACCGAGUACGGACCCUGGUCCCAGUGCUCCCCCUGCGCCAAGAAACAGUUUCGGACACGGUCAUUGGUGAAGCCAGCCCAGUUUGGGGGCGUGGACUGCAGUGGAACGCUGAUGGAGGAGCGGGCGUGUCACCCUAGCACUGAGUGCCAGAUAGAGCGCGUGAACUGCAAGAACCGAUUCCAGUGUGACAACGGUCGCUGCAUCGACCCCAAACUGAAGUGCAACUCGCAGAACGACUGCGGGGACAAUUCCGACGAGAGAAACUGUGGUCGGAUCAAGAAAGUCUGCGUGCGCACCUAUGAGAUCAUCCCUGGCGCUGACCUCAUGGCGAACGGGUUCGACGCCGUCGCCGAGCAGAUGCGGGCCGCCGUUCUCGACAGCUCCUUCCUGGGCGACGAGUGCGUCACGAACCGCAGCCGGGAGGACAGGAAGCCGUACCGUGUCCCGGCGAACAUCGAAAGCGUCCAGCUCAAGGUGGAGUUGCUGGAGGACUUCAAAGAGCAGGAGGGGGAAGUAGAGAGUGAGCCGGUGGAGCUGACAUCAGGCACGACCGGUGCCCAGGGGCCCAGUACCUCCAGCUCCGGGUGGCAGAUCUUCAUCCCCAUCCUCUUUUCCGUGAGCAACUAUCACCAGUCCCGCAGCUCCAGCUCCUUCCGCUCCACAGUCAAGGCCUCGCAGAAGAAGGAUUCCAAAUUCUUCCGCGUCCACCAGGUAGCGGCCGUGUCGACGUUCAGGACGAAGCAGUCGAACCUCUACAUGUCUCUUCCCUUCCUGGGCUUUCUGAACGAUCUGCCCCUGGAUUACAGCUAUGCCAUGUACAGGCAGGUCUUCCAGGUGUUUGGGACGCACUACUUUGGAUCAGGCACGCUAGGGGGGGUCUACGACCUCCUCUACCAGUAUGACCGAGAGGAACUGAAGAAUUCAGGUGUGACGGAUGAGGUGGCCAACAACUGCAUCCGGUCAGGAAGCUCGUUUUCCAUCCUGUUCUUUUCUUCAUCAAGACGGGUCAAUACGUGCAGUAAAAAUACAAUGUCUGAAAAAUAUGAAGGGUCCUUCGUGAAGGCGUCAGAGAAGUCCAUCUCCAUGGUGAAGGGGGGGAGGGCCGAAUAUGCAGCUGCCUUAGCCUGGGAAAGACAGGGAGCCCUCCCUGACAGCACCACCUAUAAAGACUGGUUGGAGUCAACCAAAGACAACCCUGCCAUAGUAGAGUAUGAGCUGUUGCCCAUCCUGAACCUGGUGAGAGGGUUUCCCUGCGCGGUCACUAAAAGGAGGCACCUGGAGAGGGCGCUGUUGGAGUACAUGGAAGAGGUGGACUCCUGCAAGUGCGCCCCCUGUCCCAACAACGCCCGGCCCGUUCUGUCCAGGACCGAGUGUCUGUGUGUCUGUCAGACUGGCACCUACGGGUCCAACUGUGAGAAACGCGCUCCAGACUACACUUCUGACGCAGUAGACGGACGCUGGAGCUGCUGGGGACCUUGGAGUGAAUGCGACUCCUCCAUGAGGAGGCACCGGGUUCGAGAGUGCAACAACCCCGCCCCUCUCCGUGGCGGGAAGCCGUGUCAAGGAAGCAACAGGCAGGAGGAGGGGUGCUAUGUGUCCAUCUUCCAAAAGCAGGAUGUGUGUAUCAGUGAUGAUGAGAUGGAGAAAGAGGUUGAUCAGGAGGAGCUGGAGCCUAGCUCACCUGGAUGCCGCAAACCCAGGCCGCCAGCGAACAGCUACCUGAGGCUGGAUAAGAAGCGCUAUGAUUUUGGGGAGCAGGAGGAGGUGCUGUGUUUCACCCAGUACAGGAUGGAGGGAUACCAGUACCUCCGCUGCCUGCCGGAGGGGAAGUGGAGCGAGCUGCAGGCAGUGUGCAUCAAGAAAGUCUGCGCGAAGCCGUCCCUCCCCGAUGACAUCACGGCGCAGCCGCAGAAGGAGGAGUACGGGAUCGGGGACACGGUGGCGCUGAGCUGCGCGGUCCCCGGCACGGUGCUGUCGGGACGCCGCUACUACACCUGCGGGGCGGGCCUCACCUGGGACCCGCCCCUGCCCGCGGACAUACGCUGUGAGAACGAGCGUCCGUUCGUCCCCGACAGCAGCUGCAAGAGGGGAGAGAAGAAAGACGGCUCCCAGUGUGUGUGUAUCCCACAGGAGGAGUGCAGUCCAUACAGAGCGGACCUCUGCGUACUGGACGCAGCGACUGGCAGAGCUGUGAUGAAGUCGGCCUGUGCCUUCCACGCUGGCCAGUGCCGUGGAGACCCGCUCUUCUUCCUGAGCACUGAGGCCUGUGAUGGGGUUCAGGACCAGCUGGAGUGGGCCCGCUUCCGAGCGAGUGUGGCCAACCGCAGUGUGGACCAGAACCCCUGUGGGCCUGACACCUGCUAUGAAUGGGAGACCUGCCCUGACUCAAAGCACUGCGAGUGCAAGCUGCCGCGCGACUGUCCCAAGGACGGACAGCACACCUUCUGUCUGGAGGUCCUGAAGACCAGGAGCAGGAAGACCAUGAACCUCUGCUUCAUGGCCGCCAUGAAAUGCGCCAGGAUUGAGUUUGACAUCGUCCACGAAGGGUCUUGUUAGACGUCUGCCUUGGGUUGGGUUUGGCAUUGACAGAAGCCCGUCCCUAGCACACAUCUGGAUUAGCUUUUACCAUUCGAAAGACUGUGGAUAACAAUACAAUACAAUACAACUUUAUUUGUCCACACGGAGAGGAAAAUUGCCUUUGGCUCACAUGGCAUGACAUAGUAGACAACAAUACACAAAGUAUAAAAUAAACACAUAAGGACACAUAAGAAACACAUAAGAGCAUAAAAGAUACAAAUAAAAGAUUAAGAACCUUUUAAAAUUAAGAACAGGAUAAGAGCAGCAGAUCGUUACAGUGCAUUAUAUAGAAUUUAACAUGGUGAUUGCAUGGUGAUUAACUAAUAAACCCACAUUGUGUAUUAAAUAAAUUUGAAUAACAUAUCAGAAAUUGUAAAAAUGGUUGUAAAGUGAAUGAUUUUUUUUGUGCCAAUAAAUACCCUUAAAUUUGAUAU
Messenger RNA from Anguilla anguilla (European eel), 3483 nucleotides. RefSeq names its product complement component 6 (gene c6.2). Gene Ontology annotation, biological process: immune response. NCBI's taxonomy places the organism in Eukaryota, Metazoa, Chordata, Actinopteri, Anguilliformes, Anguillidae. The record is from RefSeq and is a predicted model, not a curated record. The coding region runs from base 218 to 3028 and encodes 936 amino acids. The transcript has 18 exons. Gene Ontology annotation, cellular component: membrane attack complex. Gene Ontology annotation, molecular function: protein binding.